Glycine soja is the source of this 1847-nucleotide messenger RNA. RefSeq names its product probable protein S-acyltransferase 5. Gene Ontology annotation, cellular component: endoplasmic reticulum; Golgi apparatus. Gene Ontology annotation, molecular function: protein-cysteine S-palmitoyltransferase activity. Bases 108 to 1367 code for a protein of 419 amino acids. Lineage: Eukaryota; Viridiplantae; Streptophyta; Magnoliopsida; Fabales; Fabaceae. The record is from RefSeq and is a predicted model, not a curated record. Gene Ontology annotation, biological process: protein targeting to membrane; peptidyl-L-cysteine S-palmitoylation. The transcript has 5 exons.
AUAAAAUAAAGAUGACACACAAAAAAAAGCCGCCUUUGACCUUUCCUUUGAAUUAACAUAGUAAUAAUUGUGAUUAUUCAUUCAUUGACACGCAAAUCUCAGAGCCAAUGUUUGCAGUGCAGCCUCCGGCACCGGCGAACUCCGAAGGCGGUGCUGCCGGAGAUGCUCCUCUGGUCAGAACUUACCGUGCUUGGAAAGGCAACAACGAAUUUUGUCUUUGGGGGAGGCUUAUAUUUGGACCUGAUGGGAAAUCUAUACUUUUGACUAUCUUUCUUGUUGUUGCCCCUGUUGCUGUUUUCUCUGUUUUUGUGGCCAGGAAAUUGUUGGAUGAUUUUCCUCAUCACUGGGGAUAUUCAAUAUUGAUCGUAGUUAUUCUCCACACGGUGUUUGUUCUGAUCACCCUUGUACUGACCUCAGGAAGAGACCCUGGCAUAGUGCCCCGUAAUUCUAAUCCUCCAAUUCUGGUUGAAUAUGAAGGGAAUGCCAAUAUCAACAAUGAACAAACCCCACAGCCACAUUUGCCACGAGCAAAGGAAAUAAUAGUCAAUGGAGUAUCUGUGAAGAUAAAAUAUUGUGAUACCUGCAUGCUCUAUAGACCUCCUCGUUGUUCUCAUUGUUCAGUAUGCGAUAAUUGCGUGGAGCGAUUUGAUCAUCACUGCCCUUGGGUUGGUCAGUGCAUUGGAUUGCGAAAUUACAGGUUCUACUACAUGUUUGUUUUCUCUGCAACCCUUCUUUGUUUAUAUGUUCAUGGCUUUUGCUGGGUCUACAUUAAGAGGAUCAUGGACUCAGAGGAGAUAUCAAUUUGGAAAGCAAUGAUCAAAACUCCUGCUUCCAUUGCACUAAUAAUAUACUCCUUCAUUUCUGUCUGGUUUGUUGGUGGCCUCACUGUUUUCCACACAUAUCUAAUCAGCAAAAACCAGUCAACAUAUGAAAAUUUUAGAUACCGUUAUGACCAACAAGCCAACCCUUAUGACAAAGGAGUAGCUGCGAACUUCAGAGAAAUAUUUUGCUCCAGCAUUCCUCCAUCCAAGAACAACUUCAGGUCUAAGAUUCUGAUUCCAAAGGAACCAUCAGAAUCAUCUAGAAGAAGAACUGUUGAAUCCCUGAGCCCUAUGAUGAGAAAAACAGCAGGAGACCUUGAACUAGGAACCACCCCAGGGUACAAUGAAUUUGAGGAAGAGGAGGAGGAAAGUGAUUAUGCAGAUGAGUUUACCAAUGAUGAGGAACAUGGAAAGGUUAGUGGAAUAGGUGAUGAUAUGUCUGUGGAUUUGACCAGGAUGCUUCACACAGAAGGGGGGCAGAGAGAAGUUGCUUCACUUCUAAGGCACUCGCUGUGGGAAAGAAGCAGCAAAGAAAAUGGGACAUAAGUUAUGAUGUUUAAGACGGGAUCACCAGUGAUAGUAGUAAUGAGCCUAGUGGCAACUCACCAGAAGAGGCUCCAUAAUAUUGAUGUCAGAAAAAUUCAAAAUGUAAAUUAAAAGAGAAAUGUUUUUUUUACAACUAAAAGAGAGAAAGAGAAAUUUGAGAUGUAAUAAAUGAUGUGAUGGAAAAAAGAUAAAUAAAAAAAAAUGUAUGAAUGGUUGUAUACUUUUAUGUCACAUCUCAUUAAAACUACAAGAAUUUUGGGUGGGAAAAUGCGAGGUAAUGCAUGUGUUUUGGUUAAAUCUGAGAUGUAAUCCCUUAAAAAAAAAAUUCCGAGAUGUAAUUGGAGCUUUCUACGUUGAUUGAUUGUUGGAUAUUGGAUUCUUUGGAGUUAAUGUGGUGAUAUAAUAUAGUUCUUUUGAAAGUGGAAGUUGUGUACAAUUGAAGAACAAUAGAAGUUGUGGAAGUGAUCCUUCCAAGUUCCA